AUGAAAUUUCAAAUAGGUUUCCAUCUAAGAAAAGGUAGAACGGAAUGGGCGUGUAAAGUUAUGAAAAAAGAUCAUUUAAAUAAAAAAGAAGCUCAGAUGAAAAUUUCUACAUUAUUAGAAUUAAAUCAUCCGAAUAUCAUAAACAUAAAACAGGUUUUUGAAACGGAAAAUGAAGUGCAAUUAGUCAUGGAAUUGGUACACGGAGAAGAAUUAUUUGAAAAAAUUGUCGGAAAAGGUUUUUAUUCGGAAAAGGAUGCAGCACAAUGCGUCGGUGACAUAUUGAAAGCUCUCCAGUAUUUACACGGUCACGGUAUCAUACAUAAAGAUUUAAAACCGGAAAAUCUUUUGUACAUAUCCGAAACUGAUGAUUCCGAAUUGAAAUUGGCAGAUUAUGAAAUGAACGUUUUACUGUCGGACCGACAGCAAGAAAUCAACAGAAAUUGCGGAUCGUUUGGACUUUCGGCUCCCGAAUUAAUUCUUAAUAAGGAAUACGAUUCUUCCGUCGAUUUGUGGUACGUCGGAGUCGUCACUUACAUAAUGUUAUGUGGUUUCGAACCGUUUUUAGAUGAAAAAAGUCAAGUGCCGACGACAGGAAAAAUAAUAAAUGGUGAUUACACUUUUCCGUCGCCAUGGUGGGAUGAAAUUUCAGACAGCGCGAAAGAAUUAAUAACUAGAUUGCUGUCGACCGAUCCGAAAUUAAGACCGACGACAACCGAAGCUUUAAAUCAUCCGUGGAUUUUAGGAAUUUCUGUUGGACAUCUUCACAUGAACGAUACCAUUCUUAAGCUGAGAGAAUUCAAUGCGAGAAAAAGAUUUAGGGUGGCAACAAAAGCCGUUCUCGCAACAAGACGAGCUUUAAGUUUUCUACCUAAUAAAAAUAACGGUGACAAUGAUAAAACAGUUUUAAAAAGUUUACAAAAAUCACCGUUAGAUGGUACGGUCAUUGAUUUAAAAAAAAAUACAAACGGCGACGGUAAUAAUGAGAGUUGUAAACUUUCACCAAUAGAUGUCAGUGAUAAAGACAACAUUGAUAUUAUAAAAAAUUUAACAAUAGAUGGCAGUGUACUUGAUAACGAAAAAAAAUUUGAUAACGAUUCGGAGCAAUAUCAAUACAAAGGAAACUGUGAUAACAAUUCAAGAUGA
Molecule: messenger RNA, 1143 nt
Organism: Pediculus humanus corporis (human body louse)
Lineage: Eukaryota; Metazoa; Arthropoda; Insecta; Psocodea; Pediculidae
Product: cAMP-dependent protein kinase catalytic subunit, putative
Exons: 9
Coding region: 1-1143 (380 amino acids)
Biological process (GO): protein phosphorylation
Molecular function (GO): ATP binding; calcium/calmodulin-dependent protein kinase activity; calmodulin binding
Source: RefSeq, a predicted model, not a curated record